AAAAGGAACGUUCGUGCCCCUGCCCUGCGGGAGCGGGGCCGUGGGAAGGCCGCUCAGCCCCCGGCGCCGGGCGGGCCCACCUGCGCACAGCAGCUCCAACAGGCCCGGCCGCGGCCCGCCCGCCGCCAUGUCGCACCGCGUCGCCACGGUAACGGCGGCGCCAUUCCCGGGGCGGGGCGGCGGACGCGGGGCCGUUCUCGUUCCGGGGCGGCGCGCUGCACGUGGGCCGCGGCAGGUAAGGGAAUGACAGUCAAUAAAAAGAGAAAACGAGUUCAUGAGGAACCUGCACAGAGAAAGAAAAAAGUGAGAAGCAGUGGGAGCCAGACUGUCACUAAAACUGAGAAAAGAAUUCAGGCUGUCACUGAAGCAGAGGAUGAUGACUGGUUUGAGACAAAAACAAAGGCAAGGAAGAAGGAAAGUGUAAAAGAAGAUGAAUGUUCAGACCAAUUAAAUCUGAAGAAGAAUAAAAACAAAAAAAGGAAAGUUAGCUUUGAAUUGCCAAAAGAAGCAUGUUCAGAAGAUGCUGUGUAUUUAGAAGGCCAUCAGGAUUUAGAACCAGAAGAAGAAUCAGAGGUACAGUGUUCAAAAGGUAAAGUGUUCAAAAAGAAGAGAAAAAAAGAUCCACGUCAUGCCUCCUUAUCUCUGGAGAGUAAACAGAAUAGUGAUGUGGAGCUUUCAAGUCAUUAUUCAGAUGGUAUUCAGGAAAAUAAAUUUGCUUUCACAAAAAGCAGAAAGAAUAACACUUUGAAUUUAAAUCUGGAUGGUGAAGUAACUAAGAAAAAAAAGAAGAAAGACAUUUUUUCUUUAGCAUUAGCAGACAUCCAGGACAGUGAAUGUAAACAGUCUCAAAAAGAUUGUAAAGAAACAAAUGUGCCCACUUCAGAAGGAGGAUCUAUUACUGGUGAAAGUCAUGGAACAGAUACUAUGCAUAAUGAUGGGAAGGGUUAUGUGAGAAGAAAGAAGAAGAAGAAAAAGAAGUCUGACUCCUUUUUGCCACCAGCAGAUCAUCAUAACAACAUCUCUGCAGUUCGUUAUAGUCCCACUGUAUUAAGCAACUUCAGAAAAAGGCACAGAAAGGAAAUUAGAUUGACAGAUAAAGAGGAAAAGGACAGUACUGAGAACCCAGAAAGUAUCAGAGAGACCAAGAAGAAGAAGAAGAAAAAGAAAAGCAAAGACGUUUCCUCCUUAAAGUACAAAGAUGAUCAGUGCUACAGUCAGAGAGUUCUUGAUAAGCAUCUCCCUACAUUGCAAGAAGUUGAGUCUCAGGAGGAAGAGCUUUCUGGAAAAAAAAUCUGGAAGAAAAGCAAGAAUAAUGAUGAAGCAACCAAGAAGAAAAAGAAAAGGAAGAUUCAAAAAGAUAAGGAAACAACUUUUUCAAAAGUUUAUUUAAGCAAUGACUGUGCAUCUAAAAGCCAAAAAAUAAUGCCGGUAGAAAGCAACAAAAAGAACAAAGAGAGGAAAAUGAAGCCAGCUGAAUGUGUCACAGGGGACACUGCAGGUGAUAGGGUGUUAUGCAAUUCUGAUCAUAUGCUCUCUGACAAAAAAAGGAAAAAAGUACCAGAGGACUCUGCUGAGGAGUCAAGAUCAAACGCAAAUAUAAAAAAGAAAAGGAUCAAAAUAGAAGACAGGGGUGAUAAGAUGUUGGAAGAUGUGGAUGAUGUAACUAUUGUGCAGGAAAAAAAAGGAAACUGUGAUGAAAUUAAUAUAGACAAGGUGAGGCGGCGGGCUCUACAAGAAGAGAUUGAUAGAGAAUCUGGAAAAACUAACGUUUUCAGCCCCGAAGUGAAAAUGGAUACAAAGAUUGGCCAGUGGAGUACAGCUGCUUUUCAAAGUUCUGAGCGAGGGAUGAAAUUUCUUCGACUGAUGGGUGGUUUCAAAAAGGGCUCUGCACCUGCGGAAGAUCUCUCUGUGACUACAAACAAACCGAACAUGGCUCUGAACAGGGAAGGGGAGGAGAAGUUACAGCAGGCUCUGAAGAUGGAAUUCGAUAAAGCAAUGGACUUGAAGCAACAUAGAAGAAUUGGUCUUGGAUUUCAACCUGCUGCCAACAAAAAAGUGUACAUAGACAAAUACGCAUCUAGAUCUUUAAAAUUUGAAGAUUAGAACUGAAGUAAUAGAAAGAAUGAAAACUCAACAGGGAAAUUUAUUUUUGCUUUCCACUUAUUUUUACUUGAAAUAAAAUAUGAAGUGUUCAAUAAAUUGUACUUAUGAGGCGUUUUUAGUAGAACUUUUCAGCUGAAUAUUGUAGUUUAUAUAGAGCUGUGUCCUCACUUGGACACACAUGGAGCUAAAAACAGUAGGUUCUCAAACCUUUCCAGCCUUUUCCACAGUCAAGAGAAAGUCUCCCUUGAUUUAAGAUACAUAGACAGUGCCUGCAAGAAGGUAAAAAUUGGUAACUUUUUUUUAAAACAAUGUUGAUUUCAGGAGCUUAUUUUUAGCUACAUCUUUGUGAUUCAGAAGGAUUUUAGUAUUCUGUAAAAUCUUCACAUUUUUAGACUCAGUGAGCAGUACAAACUCAUGGUGUUUUACUUGGAAGAAAUAUUACUUGUUUGCCUACAAAUUUGAUGAAGGGAGACUUAACUAUGAAAGUGGUUUCUCAAAUAUUAGCAUCUUCAUUAUAAUAAAUGCUCUUGAACUUCCUGUUUCAA
Messenger RNA from Numida meleagris (helmeted guineafowl), 2648 nucleotides. It is a transcript of the gene KNOP1, whose product is annotated as lysine rich nucleolar protein 1. Lineage: Eukaryota; Metazoa; Chordata; Aves; Galliformes; Numididae. The transcript has 5 exons. Bases 244 to 2103 code for a protein of 619 amino acids. The record is from RefSeq and is a predicted model, not a curated record.